UCUCUUGCGAAACUGACGGAUACUUAAGUGCUGCCACCGCCACCCUCUAGGGUUUCUUCUCCUCGUGGCUGCGCCGUCCCCCGCACUCGAGCUCCGAAGCCAUCGUAUCCGGCGGCAGAAGCAGCGGCGGCGAGAUGGUGAAGGGGCGCACGGGGCAGCGCGUGAGGCUCUACGUCCGGGGCACCGUCCUCGGAUACAAGAGGUCCAAGUCGAACCAGUACGAGACCACGUCGCUGGUGCAGAUCGAGGGGGUGAACACCAAGGAGGACGUCGCGUGGUACUGCGGCAAGCGGAUGGCCUACAUCUACAAGGCCAAGACCAAGAGCAGCGGCACCCACUACCGCUGCAUCUGGGGCAAGGUCACCCGCCCGCACGGCAACUCCGGCGUCGUCCGCGCCAAGUUCAGGUCCAACCUGCCGCCGGAAUCCAUGGGCCGCAAGGUCAGGGUCUUCAUGUACCCCAGUAGCAUCUAAAGAUAAUUUGAAGGUUUGGAGGAUCAUGCUUUUCUUCUAGAUUUUAUCUAAAGCUGUCCUUGUAAGGGUUGUGUUCAGGUUGAGAGUUAGCAGGUUGAGCUGUCUAUUUGAGAACCCUUUAAAGUUCUCCAAGUUUUGGUGUUAUGAAUCACUUGAAACAUUAUUAUAUGGAGUUGAAGUUAGAACUGAGUUAAUUUGCCAUAUUUUUGUAUGAUGAUGCGUUAAUCUUAUAUGCUCUCGUUGCAUCUUGAGCAACGGUUAUGUGA
Messenger RNA from Sorghum bicolor (sorghum), 739 nucleotides. RefSeq names its product 60S ribosomal protein L35a-1. NCBI's taxonomy places the organism in Eukaryota, Viridiplantae, Streptophyta, Magnoliopsida, Poales, Poaceae. Gene Ontology annotation, cellular component: cytosolic large ribosomal subunit; ribosome. Gene Ontology annotation, biological process: cytoplasmic translation; ribosomal large subunit biogenesis. The transcript is spliced from 4 exons. Gene Ontology annotation, molecular function: structural constituent of ribosome. Bases 135 to 473 code for a protein of 112 amino acids. The record is from RefSeq and is a predicted model, not a curated record.